AUUAAAAGUUAAGUUUUAUAAAAGCAAACAAGCUAAUUUAGUUUCAGAAGGCAUUUAUUUAUGUCGUCUACCUCCAAGAAGAAAAAUUCCAAGAGAGGAAAAUCAAAAAGUAGCAAGUAGGAUAGCAAAUAAGAUCAAUAAUAGUUAGUUGAAGAAAAUACAAAGGGUAAACUUAAAUCUCAAGAUUCAAAAAGAGAAAAGUCCAGUACAAAAACAAAGAAGUAAAAAAAUGAAAAUAAUUUUAUAGAAUAAGAGAUAUCUUAAGAAGAAAUUCAAAGAGAGUUAGAAAGACAAAGGAGAAAAGAACUUUUAUAGUUGCAAGCUUAAUAGUAGCUAAGAGAAGAGAUGGAAAGGAGAAAAAGGGAGUAGGAAAUUUUAUCAUAAAAAUAGAAGGAGGAAGAAUUAUUAGCUUUGUAAAAGUAAAGGGAAAAUGAAAAAAUUAUGUAAUAGAUUAAUUAAAUUAAGUAGUAAAUGAAAGACUCGCAAUUCUAUUUAAUGAGUGAAAAAUAAAUAACGAAUACAUUAAAUAUGCUUAGCUCAUUAUAAAAGCAGUUUUCAACUGGUAAAUUUAAAGAAUUGAAAAUUGAAAAACUUGAAAAAGAAAAAGAAAAGUAAAUAGGAUUGCUAAUUGCAAUGCAAAAAUUAGCAGAUUAAUUUUUGCAGUAAGUGUAUCAAUCAAAUAAAAAAGUAAAUUUUAAAGAGUGUGCCAUAUCAGAUUAUGUAAAAUGGCUUUAGCAGCCUGCAGAAAAAAAAUCAAAAAAAUUCUCUUCAUCACCAAUCUCAAGAGAUUAAGAACAUGAAGAUAAUAUAGACUCAGAAAAGAGAGCUAUUAAGUAUAUGCGCGAACAAGCUAGCAACAAAGAUAAUCUUUUAGCUAGGAAUAGUAUCUCAAAUGAAAAGAAUAUAGGCACGAGCAAUGGGAAUAACCUUUAGGCUUUGAAGGAUUUUUAUGAAAAUGAAAUAAAGCAAAUAAAAUCAAAAAUAGUCUAAGAGUAGAAUAAGAACAGGUUAAACAUACAAAAGCAAGCUGAAGGUGAUUCAAAUGAAGAAAAGCUUACCUUAAGAAAUGAAAAACUCAAUGAAAUGAUAGAAAAUUUAGAAUAAAAUAUGUAGAAAUUUGGAGACAACUAAAAAAUUUUCAAUAAUUACUAUAAAAUAAAAGAUUAGAGGGAGUAAAUAAAGAAAAUAUAAAUGGAUAUCAAAAACCAGUAAAAAAAUUUUGAAAAAUAGUAUGAAAAAAAAUCAAAAACGCUAAGGUUUACUUAAAAAAAUUUAGCUGAUGUCUAAAAAAAUAUUGAUGAAAAGCUGUAUGAGAUAAAUUAACUUAUAAGUUUUAUGAAGGAUGUGUCUAAUGAUCCUUUUAACUGUCAAAAUUAAUUAAAAGAAAAGAAUUUAAAAUACUUUGUCGCUUAAAACCAUGGUUUUGAUUAUCACUUGAUUGCACACCUACCUCCUGAUAUUUUUGAAACAUAAAAUUACAUAGAUGCUAAUAAUAUGCUGAAUGAAACAUACUUUGUUCCUCAAGUUGGGGUAAAACCUAAAUAUUUAAGCUUCUAAUCUCCUUACAAAGAAUAUGAAGAUUCUAAAAAAAAGAAAAAGAAACAAAAUGGGUUCUCAACUAAUAAAUAAAUUUAAAAAGAUCCUAUUAAACUCAUAGAUAAUUUUGCCAGCUAAAACAGUAAUAAUGGUUAAAAUUAAAAUCUCAACAAAGAAAAUCUAGGAAAUAUUAUUUAAAAUCCGAACAAGGAAAAUAACAAUAUAGAUUCAUCUCAAAAUUCUCCUAGUAAAAACAAUAAUUAAGCUAAUAACUUAUAAAAUUUAAUAUAAAUAGUAAAUACUAAUACAACUAUACAUUCAUAAAAUAACUAAUAAGAAAUCUCUCCUCCUUAAUCCAUGUUGUCUUCUCAAUAGCAGAAACAACAUUAGCAAGAUCAACCUAAAAUAAAAAGCUAAAAAAAUUUUAUUUAAAGAAAUCUAACUAAAAUAGCAGGUGCCCCAGGAUACACAAAACUUCAAUCAAUAGAUACAUCAAGAACAUAAAAAAGUUCUUAUAAUUCUUAAAAUUAAAAUAAUUUAAAUAAUAUAAAUCUAUAAAAUUUACAGAACAUAAACAUUUAAUUAAAUACAUAAAAUAAUUCAAUUAUUAAAAAUAUAACUACAACUGCAGCAACUAAUUCAAACAUAACUACUAAUAAUUAUAACAAUAACAGCAACACUAACAACAACAAUAAUAUCACAUCUUCUUCAAAUUCUUCUAAUCAAUAAAGCUAGCCUGCUGAAAGCCAACCACUUAUUUUACCUUAUAUAACCUCUAGCAAAAUUAUUACAAAUACUUCUGAUAACAUUCAUCUUUAGAUAGACACAGAAGUAGAUGGAAUUUAUGGAACGGAAGAAGCAUAAAAGAUCCUUCCUUCUAUGAAUAAAGACGAUACUCUAAGGAGCAAUAUUAUUAGCAAAUACGAAGUAAAGCAUUCGAUUAGCAGACACCUAAUGAAAAAUAUAAACUAAAUUUCUCCUCUACCAACGAAAAGAAAAUCUAUGAUAGAUAUGCUAAGAAAUAAUUAAUCUUUUGAUGAAGAGACUUGCCUUGCUAAUCGUUCAUUAAAUAAUAAUAUUUAUAGAAUUCAGGAAAAUAACUAAAACAUUUAAGAUGAGAAUUAUUUAGAUGUUAUAAAAUUAAAUUGCAAUAACAAUAUUAAUAUAAAUUAAUUCGAUACAGAAAGAGAGAACCUUAAUAGUAAUUAAUAAAAAAAAUAAAGAUUAAAUAGGUCACUGAAUUUAGGAAAGACAUAAAAUAAUUAAAGGUAAAACAGUUUAACAUAGUAAAAUUAAGAAUAGCAAACCCAAACUAAUACUAAUGAGGGUAGCGUACAUUUUUCAAAUAAGGUGAACGUUGAGUCUUUAGAAUAACAUGCUAGAGAUAUAAAAUAGUUAAGCUAUCUUUAUGCAACAGAAAAUAUAAGGUAAUUUAAUGAGAAUAAAAAAGGAAAGUAAAUUUUAAAUAAGCUGAUGAAUCCUAUCGAAAAUCAGCAAUCAUCUCUGCUCUCUUUAGCUCAAGGAAAAGAUAAAAAGAAUAUUUAGAUUAAAAAAAGAAUAGAAUAGUCAAGAUAUCAAAUACUUAAAAUGAACUAAAACGACUCUGUAUUAUCUAAACAAUUUUAAGGCAAUCAGCAAAAAUAUACACAAGUAAUCCCUUAAAUAAAUUAUAGCACAUAACAAUAGAUAGAAAAAAAAGUAAGCUCUGAAGCACAUGGAGCAAGUAAAGUAUAGUAAACUAAAAAGUUUUCUUCACAAAACGGGACUCCUAUGAGCACUAUGACAUAAAUGACUAAUACGAAUUAGAAUGAAGUAAGAAACGAUAUCUGCAUUUAAAAUAUUAGUUUGAAUCCAUUAGUCAGUCCUAGCAAAUAAUAACAAAAUAAAAAAUAAUUCUCAUAAGAUUAUGAGUUAGAAUAAUAAUAUUCGUAUAUUUCUAAUUAGAACGGAAAUAUUUCUCCAAAGAAAGUAGGAAUUCAAAUAAACAAGUAAAACACUAAUGAGUAAACAGAUGAAAAACAACAAUAUUAAUACUCGGGUUAAAAAGCAAUAAAUCCUAACUAUAUCAAAUUAGUAAGCUAUAAUGGUCUACUUUCUAAUAAUGUCUCCAUUUAAAAUACAUAAACAUCACAGCCUAAUUCAAGUAGCAAUCCUCCACCCUCAACAAAAAAAUAAAAUUUGUCUAAAAUUAAUAACAAAAGUUAAAUUUAAGGUUAAGAGUGUGUUAUUUUUCCUCCGGCAGCAGCUGAUUAUACUAACAAACUAAUCACUCAAAGAAGGAGUAAAAGUGUAUUUAACAAAGAAGAAGAAAUAGAAUAAAACAAAAGAUUUUUAUCAAAUUAAAAAUAAAUUUAUAUUAACAGCUCUGAAUAAAAAAAUUAUUAUCACCAACAGACAGCAAGUGAAUCAGAAAAUAAAAGCAACUAUUAAUCAAAUAACUUGAGGAAGAAUUGA
Tetrahymena thermophila SB210 is the source of this 3990-nucleotide messenger RNA. RefSeq lists its product as hypothetical. The record is from RefSeq and is a predicted model, not a curated record. The transcript is spliced from 5 exons. Lineage: Eukaryota; Ciliophora; Oligohymenophorea; Hymenostomatida; Tetrahymenidae.